AUGGAUAAUCAACGCCAGACCAUCCAGCAACAGAGUAAAAGAUGUCGUCUAGUACUCUUCCCAUUGCCAUUACAAGGACAUAUAAAUCCCAUGAUUCAGCUGGCCAAUAUCCUUCACCACAAAGGAUUCAAUAUUUCUAUCAUUCACACUAAAUAUAAUCUCCCAAAUCUCUCCAAAUACCCUCAUUUCACCCUGCACUUAAUCCCUGAUGGCUUAUCAGAAACUGAAGCUUCCACAACAGAUAUUCCACUUCUGCUAAAACUUCUCAAUGAGAAAUGUGUUAAGCCAUUUCUUGAUUGCUUGGCUCGAUUAUUAUCUGAUGAUGCUGAUGAUCCUAUAGCAUGUAUAAUUACGGAUGCAGUUUGGUAUUUCACACAGGCUGUGGCUGACAACCUUAAGAUCCGGAGGAUUGUACUCCGGACGAGCAGUGUUGGUUCGCUAUUGGCCUUCGCAGCUCUACCACUUCUUCAAGAUAUGGGAUACCUCUCUUGGAAAGAUUCCGAAAUGGAUACACCAGUCGUGGAGUUCCCACCUAUGAAAAUUAAGGAUAUUCCAACCAUUAAAACGAGCAACUCAGAGGGGCCAUACCAGAUCAUUUCUAAUAUGGUGGAACAAACAAAAAAAGCCUCUGGGCUCAUUUUCAACACAUUUAAAGAACUGGAAGAGUCUGAAUUAGACAAACUUCAAGAACAGUUCCUCCUUCCUACUUUUGCAAUUGGCCCGUUCCAUAAGUACUUUUCAGCAUCCUCAAGCAGUUUAUGGACACAAGAUCGAACCUCGAUCUCCUGGCUGGAUACACAAGCACCUAGGUCAGUAAUCUAUGUGAGUUUUGGGAGUGUUGCAGAAAUGCGUGAAGAGAAAUUGAUUGAAGUGGCGUGGGGGUUGGCCAAUAGUGCUCAACCAUUUUUGUGGGUUGUCCGGCCUGGAUUGGUGAAUGGCUCAGAAUGGCUUGAAAUCUUGCCGAAGGAACUCUUGGAGGCAAUUAGUAGAAGGGGAUAUAUUGUAAAAUGGGCUCCUCAACAAGAAGUUCUAUCUCAUCCUGCCACUGGUUGCUUUUGGACCCACAGCGGAUGGAAUUCGACUCUCGAGAGCAUUUGUGAGGGCGUUCCAAUGAUAUGUUCUCCUUUCUUUGGUGAUCAGAUGGUGGAUUCCAGAUACGUGAAUGAUAUUUGGAAAGUCGGGAUUAAGCUGGAGAAAGGGCUGGAAAGAUUCGAAAUUGAGAGCGCAAUAAGAAAACUAAUGGUGGGAAAGGAAGGAGAAGAUAUGAGGAAGAAUAUAAUGUGUUUGAAGGAAAAAAUAGAUCUUUGUUUGAAGCCUUGCGGUUCUUCAUACCGAUCACUUGAUAAUUUGGUUGAUUUCAUUUCAUCUUUCCGACCUCCUGUUUGA
Messenger RNA from Fraxinus pennsylvanica, 1386 nucleotides. The record is from the annotation of a GenBank genome assembly. Lineage: Eukaryota; Viridiplantae; Streptophyta; Magnoliopsida; Lamiales; Oleaceae.